This is a messenger RNA of Thunnus maccoyii (southern bluefin tuna), 7621 nucleotides long. RefSeq names its product neuronal membrane glycoprotein M6-a-like. Bases 704 to 1429 code for a protein of 241 amino acids. Lineage: Eukaryota; Metazoa; Chordata; Actinopteri; Scombriformes; Scombridae. Gene Ontology annotation, biological process: neuron projection development. Gene Ontology annotation, cellular component: neuronal cell body; filopodium; plasma membrane. The transcript is spliced from 9 exons. The record is from RefSeq and is a predicted model, not a curated record.
GUCAGUCCGGGCGCCAAAGUAACUUAAUUCAUUGCAGUCGGUUUGGGAUUUAAGAGCUUUUUGGAUUAAUCUUUAUUUCUUCAUUAUUAUUAUUUUUUUUACCUUAAAGGAUUCUCUUUUUAAGAGUGCUCGUGUUCUUGUGUAUUUUUGCUCGGUGUAAAGUUGACAGACGGUAUCAUAGAUAAAGUGGACUUUCUGACAUCCUACAGCUCGCUAACUUUACCAGCUAAUAUUUAGCAUUAACUGCAGAGUACUUUGAAAUUAAGGACGCAACCAACUCGGGAUAUGCAUAGAUAUGCACUGGAAGAUAUGGAAGACCACUAAGACGUCUGUUCAACAGAUAGUUAUUUGCAGUGUGGACAGUACACUUUUUGCAAGGUGGUGAGGAGUAACUUGAACUUUAGCCGUCAGUCAGCAGCAGCAGGGGUCAACAACCUCAGCAGCUGAUCAUUGAAUAUCAAGAGGAAACAAAGACAUCGCUGGAGUCUGUUCAGAAGUAGCUGUCAUUCAAUUUGCUGAACAACACCAAGCAGCAGUGGAGGAUCACAGUGAAAUCACCUGGUGGCUCCUGACCUGCAAGGAUCCAAAGUCUUUUGGCCCAGUGGACUUGUGCUACAAAGUGGACUGAGGUUGUAAGGAGUGCUGUGAGCGAUGUGUGGGCAGCCUGCCCUGGGCCUCGCUCAUCGCUACCAUCCUCCUGUACAUGGGCGUGGCUUUGUUCUGUGGGUGUGGCCACGAAGCUUUGAGUGGCACCGUCACCAUUCUCCAGAACUACUUUGAAGUCAUCAGAGCCCCGGGAGAGACACUGGAUGUUUUCAUCAUUAUUGACAUCCUGAAGUACAUCAUCUAUGGUCUUGCAGCUGGAUUCUUUGUGUUUGGAGUGCUGUUGCUGGUGGAGGGCUUUUUCACCACCGGAGCUAUCAGGGAUCUCUAUGGAGAGUUCAAGAUCACCGCCUGCGGACGCUGCCUGACUGCAUUUCUGAUGUUCCUCGCCUACCUGUUCUUCCUGGUGUGGCUGGGAGUGACAGCAUUCACCAGCCUGCCGGUCUUCAUGUACUUUAACGUCUGGACAAUGUGUCAGAACACAAGCUUGGUCGAGGGAGCUAACCUCUGCCUGGACCUGCGCCAGUUUGGAGCAGUGACCAUCUCUGAGGAGAGGAAGGUGUGUACAGGAUCUGAGAAGUUCUUCAAGAUGUGUGAAUCCAACGAGCUGGACUUGACCUUCCAUCUGUUUGUGUGCGCACUGGCAGGAGCUGGAGCUGCUGUCAUUGCCAUGGUCCACUUCCUGAUGGCUCUAGCUGCCAACUGGGGCUACCUGAAGGAUGCCAGCCGGAUGCAGAAGUAUGAAGACAUCAAGUCGAAGGAGGAGCAGGAGCUGCAUGACAUCCACUCUACACGCUCCAAAGAACGCCUCAAUGCCUACACAUAAACACACACCUACAAGAAACGACACACACACACUUACCUGUCAGACACACACAAGAUGAUACAUGCUCACACACACUCACACACAAACAUGGCCUGACACAAGCCUAAGGAUAGCAGAAACAUACAGUACAUGCAUGAGUGAAAAAAAAACAUACACAAUCGUACACUACAACACACAACUAAAGACAUGAGUAGGCAGAAGUUACUAACAAAAAAAUGAUGAAAACACAGACACCAACAUCAUCCUGGUGUUCCCAGUGGAUCAUUUGCUCAGGUUGUACGCUAACGCUUAAGCAUCCAUUAUGUUGAGUGAGAGUAUGCUUUUAGCUUUACCUCCAACAUGAAAAAUUCUUUAUGGCUACAUUUCGCUGUUGUAUGUAGAAAAAUAAAAUUUAGAAGAAAUUCGAUCCAAAAGUCAUGAGCAGCUAUCACUUCUCUUGACAGGGGAAGUGAGUCUGCUGGGUGAGAUAAAUACAUGAUUGAUUUUUUAAAAUGCUACAAAAACAUAAAUCAGAUUUAUGCCGUUUGUGAUAUUUUACUUUGAAUAUUUCUGAAUAUAAAGACAUAAAUUUACCAGGGCUGGCCUCAGGCUUUUUGAAGGCCCUAAGAAUCCCUUUCUCCUCCCCCACCCCUACACUCACAGUGCUAACCUGUAACACUUCUAAGUUAUCCAAGGCAUUUAAGGUUUGCCUUUUAGCUAGGUAGCAUUAUAUAUCAUUUUCCUCCAAAAACUAUUGGUUAGCUGUUUGAAAAGUGCUUUGCUAUGUGUGUAUGUGCAGAACAAUCAACUACAACUAGCCUAUAAUCACAGAAAAAAACAACAAAAACCUUACAAACACUUAGCAAAACAAACCAGUACAGUGUAUGUAUAAAACAGCACAAGAAAAUAUUACUUGAAGAAAUACCAAAAAAAAACCCAAAGAACCCAAAGAAAUGUCACAUUUUUGCUUGUGGCCCCCCAGUAGUUUGCCUGCGUUCGGGCCAGCCAUGCUUUUCCUUUUAAGAUUGCAGACACUUAACUAAACGUUGCCAUCUUUACUUGUGUCAGUGUUACCGGCUUACUGUCACUCAACAAUAUGGAUACCAACAUCACAGGAACUGUUAGCAUAGCACACAGAUGAAUUUGGUGUCUAUGAGCUCAUCAUUUAACGGGGGAGCCGUCCAGCAGGACAAUGUCACUGUCUCCCCCACAAGAGCCUCAAUACCUGCAGUACACACAUCACACAUAACUCAUUCACACACACACACACACACACACACACACACACACAUAUAGAUGUGGCUGAAUGGUCGGUGUUGUGCAGGCAGUGUUGUAUGGUGGUGUCAUGCUGUGUCGUGUCGUUUCGCCACAUUAUGAUGACUGGUAUUGCAGAGAAAUAUGGUCCCUGAGGAAAUUUGUACCUCCUGGGUACAAAUGGGUAGCUUUGCUAACUUUCCUCCCUUCCCUUCUCUUUUUCUCCCUCCUUUUCUCCUCUGACCUCACCUUUCCUUCUCUAUUCUGCGACCUCCUCAUCUUGAGCCCAGUUUCAUUAGUUGUUCCACAUAUUCUUCUUGGACAUACUGACCAGUAUGUCCAUCAGAUGGCCAUGUGCAGGGCAGGGGGUUGGGUUUUUGAGACAGAAUGCACUUAAGAAGGCUUAAUAGUUAAUUGUAACAAUAACAAAGAAACCAUAUAUUGAUUGAUAAAAUAUGCAGAUGAAUUGAUGUCAUAAGUAAGUCAAAAUUCUCUUAAUAGUAUUUUAUUUUUACUGUAUAUUACAUGUCAGUUGAACUAUCAGAGUAUAAGUACUUCAGAUGGCAGCGGGGAUUUCAAAGAGGCCAUUUAAAACAACUAGUGAAACGGUGCUUUGUGUCCUUUUCCCCCUCGUCCCCAGUUUGUAUAAACUUGUGAUUUGUCCUCAGAAACAGCACAUCUUAGCAGCACAAAGUCUUUUUAACGUGUCUCAUCAGUCUGUUAAAUGAUGUUUUUUCUCACUUUUUGGAAUUUUGCCACAUUUUUAUCAGUAUCAUUUAUGUGUAAUUUUAGCAUUGGGGGUAUUUAAAGAGGGCAGGUGUGUGUUUUGGGGGGGUGUUAUAUCACAUUCACAUUUUCAUGUAAUGAUUCUGUAUUUCAGUGAUUCUGCACACACACAAACACACAUACAUAUGCGUAUACACCAAUCAUCCUUAAGAGUUUCAAUUCUUUUGUUGUCAUGUUUUGUUUUUCAUAUCUUUUUUUCAUCAGGCCCUAAUGUGACCAAAAUUACUGUUCAGUCAUAAGUUACAUUUCAAAAAUCACUGAUACUUCUGUAACAGUCGGCUUGUCAUUGGUGACAUGAACAGAUAAUUACUGUGAAUUGUGGAUGGUGUCUUGGUUGUUCAGGAGUGGCUUCUUUUUAAAGGCUGAGCUUGUUAUUUUCUGUCUGAGCCGGAUGUUUUUAAAGAUGGAGGAUUCUAGUAAAGCAGAACAGAAGCAUUUCGUGGCGUUUUUAAAAUCUUAUGAAGCCAUUGGUGGAUUUUGUGAGGCGUCUGAAGUGGAUAGGCGUGAUGCAUACCCUUGAAGAAGGAAACAGUUAGUUUUCAAAAUUUAAACAAGCUCUGGACGUGCUUAAGGAAGAGGAGAUAAAACUCAACACUGGUGGCUGCAGGGACUGAUUGAACUGCAGUAGUGUUAUUGGGAAUGAAUCAUGGUCUGGGAAUGAUUUGCUUUUCUGGAUUGGUUUCAUAUGGAUCCAAAGCUGUUCCCAGUUCAUAUAUUUGGUGCCUCAAUUAUCUCCUCGGGUGUUUUUAUUGUGAAUGCUGAAUAUUGUAUUAGUCUCAGAUCAAAAGCUACACUUGCCAGGAUGCAGUUUUUAGUAAUCUGCCUGGAUUGGAUUUUAAAAUUAGGAACCUUUUUAUUUUUUGAAAUGACCAAUAACACUCGUUUUAGCCUAUAGUUAUGGUGAGAAAAAUCAGGAUUACCUUACUUGUUCUUAUGCAGUGUAAACACCACUUCAGCUUCAGAAGAAGAAGAUCUGAAAAUUAAGCUAAUGAAACUUAGUGUGUCACCAGUGUACAGGCCUGUUCUGUUUGUAUUAUGUGUUAAACCAGCCGUUAGAAUAGAAGGAUUGUAUGUUAUGUCCUGUAAUAAGCUGUGAAGGAAAGUGAUGAUUCUCUAUCUGCCAGUAGAGAUGACUGAGAGGGAAUUCAGUGCGUGUUCAGAAUGAUGAAGAUGGUGGUGCUGAUGGUGAUAGUGGUGAUGACGUUGGUCAUUGAAGGGUUCGAUUUGAUGAGACUACCAGCACAGACACACACACACACACACACACACACACACACACACAGACACACACAGACUCCACCACCGCCAUCACUCUGAGCCAUAAUUCUUUGCUCUUUUACUUUUCACCAAUAACAUUUCACUAUUUUAUUAUCAACUUGUAAUCUUUGAAACUUUUUAAAUGUGAACUCAUUUAAUUGGAAAAAAAUUAAUGUGUUUUUUCUUUUCCUUUUUGUGGGCAGUAUUAAGCACUGUACCUACAUUAACUCUGUAUAAAGAUAUACAUAUAUGUGAAACAGUUGAGGUGCGCAGCCGGGAGAAUGAUUUCCUAUCGGUUACAGAGUCUGGAGGAGGUUGUUCAGUCCCAAUGUCCUGAGCUUCUACUCCCUAUAAAAGCUGCAUUUACACACACACACACACAUAAGAUAUGGGGUUUUUAAGUAUUUGAAACACAGUGAGGAGAGAAAAUACCAACAAAACAGAUGGAUGCUACAGAUCAGCAAGUCUCAGCAAGAUGAUUUUCACAAUAUUCUAAAAGGUAGAGAAAACAUUCAGAUAUUGAAAAAGGGUUGGUAAUAAUAUAAAGUAUACAUCACGUCAGUUGUAGUAAAUGAGGUAAGACGUGCAAAAACACCAGUAUAGACCUUUAAGUAUCAGACAUGGUCACAAGAUGGCACCCCAGCCUCUUAUAAAAUGUUAAUGACCAUGAGAAGAUCAGAGCAGCGUAGUAGUAUUUUCUCACAAACUAAUUGGAAUCUAAUUUCUUCCACGAUCACACUGGUAAAAGAGUUGAAAUCAGAUUCUUUGUGUUGUGUAUAUGCAGCUGAAAGUUACAAAAUGAAAAAAAAAAAAAAACACCAUGUUCACAGAGGGGGGACUCCACCAGACUCGUGUCUUGUUCAGGUGUGUCUCGGCUGCAUACAGUCAGUAUUUUUAAGGGUCUAGUUUUACAGUAACAGUAUUCUAUCAUUUCAUUGCCUGACAAUGGAUGUCUUGUCAGUGUUUUUAACCUCAGAUAAAAAAAAAUAGUUUUUUGUGCACUUAUUGACCAUUGUGAGCUCUCUCUCUCUAAUUCUUGGUGUGUAAGUGCAUUGAGAUCCCCAUCGUGGGACCUGUGUAUAGUCUUGCAGCAUUGGUUAUAACCUGAAGAAAUAACAAUGAUGAAAAUGAAUGAAUUCAUAAUAAUGAAGAAAAUCUUAUACUAGGUAAAAAAAAAAAAAAAAAAAAAUUAAAAAAGACAGUGAAUCUAGUUGUUGUUUGUGGCAUGGUUAUGCAUUCAAUGGUCAUAAUUUAAAUGAUUAAAACAAUACAAAAAAAUCAUUCUUUACCACUGGCACUGUUCUGCUGUUUUUGUUUUGUUUUCCACUUUUCAGUGUGCAGUAUUGCGGUUCCUGUUGCUAAUGGUGUUGCUAAGCUAGCUUGCUUGCUCAGUUGUUUACCACCAGAGCAAUAUAUUGUAGCAGUUUGAUGAAAUCAAAAAGGAAACAAGAAAUCCAUAGCCGUAAAUUUCUGGCAUACAAGUGCAUGAAUCUAUGAUUGCAAGUCUUAAGUGAUAUGAUCAUGGUGUUCUUUAGUGUUUAUAAAGCGGAUUUGCAGAUGUGUAAUGUAUUGCUCUGGCCACCCAUUAUCCUGCACCCACCUGUGCUCACAUCCUCUUCCUCUCUCUGUAUGGGGGUUUAGGCUACAUUCACACCACAGCUCUUGAUGUCCAAUUCUGAUUUCUUUUUUUUCUUUUUUUUUUGCAAUAUUUGAAUUCAAAAGUGACUCAUAUUUGAUUUCUUGUGUUUACGUGCUUGAAACAACCUGCAUGUGUACACAAGAGUCAGUGAUGCAUAAGUAAAGCACCACGUAACCUAGCAACAAGCACAGUCUGCACAGCUCACACAGCCAGAUCACUAACAAGGCUAAAUAAUGAUUCAAACCACUACCCAAGCAGAUUUAGAUCACGUUUGAAGGUGAAAAAGAAUGAGGCCUGGUUAUAGUCCACAAUGACUGCUGCUACCUGGGUUCAGAGGGAUGCAAGGAACUAACAGGCAUUAGAUUCCUUUUGAAUUGGAUCACUGCAUAUGAAUGUGGCCAAAAUUAGAUAUGAAAAAAUGUAGUUUUUCAUCUGAGCAAAAAUUCAAAUUGGGUCAUCUUUGGCAGUCGGUGUAAAUGCAGCUUAAAUUAAUCCAAAGCACCUAAAAGUUUGGUAUUUAAGCCACAAGAAGAUCCAGCUGCUGUUAGAAUCAGGAAGAGGAUGUGAGCUGCUUGCUCUCCAUUUGUUCAAGUCUCCUCAUUUAACCCAUGUCUCUUUGUGAAGAUGAAUAUGUGUAUUGACAUGUACUAAUCCUGCGUCCUUCUUGUCUACCCACUGACCACUGCUGAACAUGGUCUUACUUUACCAUUCCACAAUCCUGACUGCCCACAUUUGUGACAGGAUUCAGAAAUCUGACCAUGUCAGCAUAAAUCAUGAAUUUCAACAACAUGAAAUCUGAUUUAUAACCUUCCGUGAGAAAGAUUUGAUCUGUUUUUGACUGUGUAACUGGGAUAUUCUUCCCUGUUUUUGCAGCUAUAAAACCUCAGUUCUGCAUCACAGGAUGAAAAAUCUGAUCCUCUGUGCCUGAAUAAAUUCAGCUCUUGUCCACCAUGAACUGAACCACAGAUCCAAAAGCUGAUGUCAGUCUGCGACCAUAAACUGAUCAUCACGUGUUUCAGAUCCAUGCAUUAUGUCAGGUUGGACAUUUUGGACGUUGGGAGUAGUCUUUUUUUUCUGUCUCCAUAGUAUUUUAGACUUUUUGUACUUCACUCUGGUUGCUUAGUAGCAGGCUUUAUCUGAUUCACUCCUCCAUUUUUGUACAUAUCUGUGCCAACAGCUUGGGCAGACAGUGGCUUUUUUUAUUUGUAAAGACAUAAACUUGCUUGCAUAUAUAAAUAAAAUGAAAUAAUACACUUGUGUACUUGUUAAUAAGGGAA